AGAAAACGUCAAGGCCUGGUUGAGCGUGCUGUCACGAGCUUCGCGUGCGUUCAGAAGAAGAAGAGGCACGGGUCCAGCUACGGCAACCAGUUCCUACUGUAAUCGUCUAGACACCCGUCAGCACAACAGGCUAGGCUAUACGACGCUUGAACCUCGUUCAACGCACUGAACAGGAAUAGCACGAGUACUUCGACGAGGUGCUUCGUUUCCUCAGCAGCGCCAAGGCGUUUCCGUGGCAUGACAAAGACACAUGGACGCCUUUAUAUGGAGCCAGCGUCCGCCGUCGUCGACGCUUCGCGCGUUCGUGCUGCACAGCUUCGUGGUGCUCGUCGUGACCGCGCUGCUCCUGGCCACCGUGCUCACCAUGAACCUCGCGCGCAUCGAGGAAGCCAUUGGAUUUCCAGCCUCCAACAAGACACGUCGAGGAUUGCUGAGCCACGCGUCCGAGCGAAUAUUGUUCUGCGACGCCAAGCAAUGUGAAUACGAAGCGCGCUUCCUGAACACGAGCGUGGACUGGUCGCUGAACCCUUGCGACGAUUUCUACAAGUACGCCUGCUCACGUUGGAAGGGACGCCACCACGUGCCGAACUACAGCGACGAGCGGUCCCUGUUCACCGUGCUUAGGCGGGCGCUCGACAUGGAUGUGCUCAGCAUACUGAACGCGACACUGCUACCGGAAGAGCUACAGACGCCCAAACAGAAGGCUGCUGCUCUUCUUGCAGGCUGCAUUGAUAGGCGCCAGCUCAACCGCCUAGGCGUGGCUCCAUUUGCCCGACUGCUGGAUCGGCACGGUCUUUCCGGAUGGCCGCACUCGAACCCGAAGCCACCCGAACCGGCGCUGCUUGUGGGUGAACUGACUCGACGGCUACGGCUGCAGACCUUCUUCUCGACCACCGUCUCCGUGCAUCCCAAGGACGUAUCCAGACGCAUGAUCCACUUGGACGAACCGCACACGCUGUUGUCAAAGGCGAUGCUCCUGGAAAUGAACGUGCUGGAGAAAUACCGCGUGCUAGUUACCAACAUGAUGCACGUCUUCCGGGACAGCGACGAAAACAUACCGAACAACGUGAUGCAAAUGGAGAUACAACUCGUCAUGGCAACGGAUCUCGCGUGGAAACGGAAGCGGAAGCACGCCGUCAAGGUCAAUCUUGGCAGUUUGCCAAAGUCUCACAAGUGGAACUGGGCGCUUUUUCUGAAGACCAUCGCCGGAGACUUAUUGGACGUGAGCAACGACACGCAGGUGGUCUCCGGGAGCCCAGAGUUCUUCGCGCGUCUGGCCAGCAUACUGAACAACGCCUCCAGGAAGGCCAUCACGGACUAUACAGCCUGGCGCCUCCUCGUGCACGUGGCGCCUUUCCUACCGGACGCCUUCCGACCCCUGGUGGCCCUGUCCAGGAACGCCGAUGAAGAAGGCCGGAGCACCAGCGCGUUCGCGGCGCCCCCUAGGUGGCGCGCCUGCUACGAGCGCGUGGCCGACCUGAUGCAGUACGCCGUGGCUGCCGCCUACGCGCAACGGUUCCUCGUCGGCAAGGCGAGCGCGCUGCGCAAGGACGUGAAGAAGAAGUACGCACUAUUCAGCGAGCGCAUCCUCGACGUGGUGCGAAAGUCGCGAUGGAUCCAUCCCAAGUCGAGCCAAGUCAUACAGCAGAGGAUCCUAUCCGUGACACCCUACUUUCUUUACCCCUCUUUCGUGGAGAACGACUACGCCAUUUCCGCUUUUUAUCACGUGGUUCCCGAUGUGCAAGUAGGGGCAGUUCUUGAAAGCUACUACAACACCCGAUCAGCGCUGAACGACCACUACUGGCAGUGGCUUGUGGAAGACUGGAUUGGCCCAGAGUGGGAGGCACCGUUCCUGAGACCCCAAGUCUUCUUCAACCAGGAAUUCAACACACUAGCCGUGCCCUUUGGAAUACUCCAGAGUCCACUUUACUACACCAACAUGCUACCGCCUGUCGACGCCGCACGUUUUGGCUUCCAACUGGUCAGGGAGCUGACACGGGCUCUCAUUGCCAGUGGGCCUUUCUACAAAGAACGCAAAAAUGUGAAGAAGGCGUGGGACCGACUGACGCAGGAGGAGUUCAGGAGCCGUCACAACUGCUUCCUCCACCAGUACGGCCAAGUAUACGGCAAACAGAUAAACCCAUACGCUUCGAUAACCGAAAACAUCCUUGACAACGCGGCUCUUCCAAUCGCGUACCGGGUGUACCGCAAGCUCGUACGCAAGAGCCGGUCCCUGGGUGCCACGGACUGGGUGCUCAAGCAGCUGCCAGAGGUGUCCUCUGACCGCAUCUUUUUUCUGGCCUUCGCCACGAUGUUCUGCGAUUUGAAGCGGACCAGAGCUCUUAAGAUGCAGCUGACGCACGGACCAUUCAGCCCAUCCAAUUAUAGGGUGAACGUUCCCUUGAUCAACUUCCCCAAGUUUGCGCAAGCCUUCGGGUGCGGCCCCGACGACGCCAUGGUGCGCGAGGAGCAGUGCAGCCUGUGGGACUGAUUGCGCGCAAUCACACGCCGACGCCAUUUCGACCGCAGCGUCCCCUGACGACCCACAAAUACUCGCACAGUGAUGAGUUCAUACCAGAGAGUGAGACCGCAAGUUCUAAACUGAAGCCCAUGUUUAACCAGACACUGCAGUGUCCCUUACGUGCUAUACCCAAUCAUGGCGCGACGGUGCUGUGGUACAUGUGCUUCUAGUUGGCAGCUCCUCCGUCGGGUGCAAUGUGUGUUACCUCCCCCCCCCCCCCUUUUUUUAAUUUUGCUUUAUUGAGGAGCACUGAUGCGUACGCAAUAUUCACACCAAGGAAAUGUUGAAGUUGUCGGCGCUUCCACAAAUGGGAGGCUACUCCCAGCUUGCGAGUGGCGAGUGUUAUCCGAGUGUAUUGGUAUUUUAACACGCCUGGAGGAUUAAAAGGCUCCCGUGCGA
Dermacentor andersoni is the source of this 2920-nucleotide messenger RNA. Its product is annotated as neprilysin-1-like. Gene Ontology annotation, biological process: protein processing. Gene Ontology annotation, cellular component: plasma membrane. Lineage: Eukaryota; Metazoa; Arthropoda; Arachnida; Ixodida; Ixodidae. The record is from RefSeq and is a predicted model, not a curated record. Gene Ontology annotation, molecular function: metalloendopeptidase activity.